AUGGUGCAAAUAAUUAAGUCUAUCUUAUUUAUUAAAACUUCUGCCUUAGUCCUUGUAACAUGUAUAUGUCAUUUUAACAAUGAUAUGCGAACAUUUAAUAAAUUCGCGGAUGAAAAAUACAAACAUGGAAGAAAUUUAGAUACAAUAUCCUUUCGAUUAUUAGCAAAAUAUAAACAGGAUAAGGAUUCGCAUAUUUUAGGGAUAAAACAGAAUAAAUCAAAUAAUAAUGAGCAUGAAAACUAUGAUAUAACUAUUAAUGAAAAAGGGAACAAAGGAAAAAACAAAAAAUCUGAUAAAAGUUCAUUAAAUAAGGCGCAAUACUAUAUGGACGUAACAGAUUAUAACAAUGGAAUGUUUGAUGGAAAACAUUUUCAUUUUGAAAAAAAAUGGAUUAAAAAAAAAGAUUACGAUAAUUUUCUUGAAAGGAACAGGAGAAUUUGUGAUAUAUCUUUAAGAAAAAUAAGAUUUAGGAAGUAUGGUACUGGAGUUGCUAUGUUUGUUAUUUUUUCCUUGUUUGCAGCAGCAAUUGAUGUAUUACCAAGAUUAAAAUCUUUGAAUACUGCAUGGAAAUCGAUUAAAGAGGAAACUAAUAUAAUGAAAAUUUUGUAUGACUAUGUAGAUAAGUGGAAAACACCACUAAAGACCUCUAUUUAUUUAACAUUAUAUAGUGUACUUAUGCUUAUCUUAAUUAUUGUGCUUGUAAUAGGAAUUUGUAGAGUUUUAGGAAACAAUGAAAAAUAUAAUAAAAUUAAAUUGAUGUCUGAACAAAAUGCAUAUUAA
Molecule: messenger RNA, 780 nt
Organism: Plasmodium malariae
Lineage: Eukaryota; Apicomplexa; Aconoidasida; Haemosporida; Plasmodiidae
Product: fam-m protein
Exons: 2
Coding region: 1-780 (259 amino acids)
Source: RefSeq, a predicted model, not a curated record